AUGGUCCACAUGCAGCCAGUCCUGCGGCGGUGGCACACAGGUCCGGCAGAGGCAGUGCAACAAUCCGGCCCCAUCAUCUGGGGGAAAUCCCUGUACUGUGGGGGAACGUGUGUAGUUGGGACGAGGGACCCGGUAACCUGUGAGUGUGGCUGUCAAACUCACGUCCUGACGGCUACAGUGCGGAACACGAAGAACGCUCCUCUACAGGGGGCCACCAUCCACUACGCAGAUAGACCCUACAUCACCCUUGGCACCACGGACGCUACAGGUACAGCAAGAGUUAGUGGAGUGUGCGCCAGCCAGGUGGACAUGCUCAUAAGAAAAGAUGGAUACUCGUCGACAGUGGCGACAACUGUUCCCAUAACGUCGACAACAUCCACGAUGACUGCAAACAUGGAGAUACUGAUCGCACCUAUCAUUACGCAACACCCUGAAAGUCGGUCUCGACUAGUGGGACAAGACGUGACCUUCUGCUGUGAAGCGCACGGUUCCCCAGAACCUGACGCAGAGGACUAUGAGUGGUUUCGCAAUGGCGAUAUUCUGGACAAAAGCGUGUACGGAUAUUCCAACCAACUCACCCUGACCAACCUAGCUCUGAGUGACGCAGGGGAGUACAGAUGCCGGGCUAACAGUGACGCCGGGGCCGGCUACUCAGAGUCAGCACUGCUACAAAUUUAUGCGAGUGCCACAGACUCCUACAAUGCAGAUCCAUCUCCUGAGUACAUCCAGCUUCCAGCAGACUGCGUCCAGCCAGACGGAACCAGACUUUACAAUGUAGGCAAGUGUGACUACAAGCCAUGUGUGGGUUCCAGCUACAACAGCGGCCAGUGUAAUGAUACAGUUAAGUACUGUAGUGCAGUUGGAACUCUCCAGGCUCAGGCUAUCGAUUGUGGUAGCUAUACUAUAAACAUAAUGGCCAUUUCAUCAUGUGAAUGUCUGGAAUGUGGGGACCCUGUAACUUACGUUAGAGGGAUACUGUUAGGGGGUCCAACAAAUACACCAGUGGUUAAUGCUGAUAUCCUGGUAAACGGUGUGCCCAGCGGCUUCACGACAUUCUCGGGCACGUUUACACUAGAGGUACCACCAAACACAAAGCGUCUGGCCGUGACAUUUAAAGAUAUUUACAAGGAUUUUGUUGAGACGACAAAAAUCCUUGACUUCGUCGAAGGUGAAUCCGUCUACCACAGGGUUCACAUUCGGGAAAGAGCAGAACCGAUGGUUAUGUCGUCAGAAAUGACUAGUACAGUUGAUCUUGGAACUGUUCCGGGUAAGGCCCCCAUCGGCCAGCUAGAAAUACCUGGCAACUCUUUCUACACAAAAGACGGUCAGCAAUACAGUGGUACUGUGCAGGCAUCUAUAAGUUUCAUAGACCCCAGAAACCUUUCUAACGUACAAGAUAUGCAGAGUGAUUUCACUUUUGUAGAUCAGGAAGGUCAGGAGCAGCAGCUCGAGACUUUCGGAAUGUUUAGCCUUGACUUUGCGGAUGGGUCAGGAAAUGAGCUGGAAGUUGCGGGUACAGUAACCGUGUUCUUAAAUGAAAACGAAGUGAACUUCGCUGCUGCAGAGCCGGGCCAUGAGGUGAAACUUUGGUCUCUGAAUCCCGAAACAGGUCGUUGGGAGGAAGAAAGUACGGUUACCCAAACCCCGAUAGGCAAACGUAGGAAGCGUCAGCAAAGCUUUACAUGGAACGGGAAUAUAAGGGUCACUCGACGUAAUUAUAACGUAGAUUGGUGGAUAAAAGCUGGUCAACGUUGUUACUCCAAGGUAAGGGUGUGUCAGGCUAGAAGUGCCCCAACAGCACAGGUCGAUAAUGUGAAUGUGGAGUUUGUAGUUGUAAACACAGACUUAGAUCAAGGUAACCAAAGAUUCGCUCGUUUUUAUAAUGCCCGGACCAGUGCCAGUGGCACGGGGGGAGCAUGUGUGGAAGGGUGGUGUCGGCCCGGUUCUGUGACCUAUGUUUCUGCAACCCAGGGUACGACUCAGUACGAUGCAGCGUCAGCACUCGACUUGGGAUUUAGCCCUCCUGGCGGUUACACUAGGGGAAAUAAUAAUAAGGCAUUUAGUACAACCCUUACUCACGGAAAUUCUGGGCCCUCCUACAGGAGCGAAUCAACUUGCCGUAACGCCCCAAUCUCAGACAAUCAUUAUAAGUUUUACGGAGACGAAGUGUCAGGUUUAGUCGAGAUCAACACCAUUCCUUAUAACCCCACCGACAACAGGCUGCGACCUAACUAUCUGUCGUGGUAUCCAACCGAAGACCCGGCUCAAAAGAAAAGUUGUUUCAUGAAAGUAAGGGUAACUGGUGCAAAUGAAAAUUUGAGGGCCCGCGUUGUUAGUAAGGUAGGUACUCAUGCCGCCAAUCGAGGCACUGAGUAUGGUCGACGAGAGGACGAUGUAGUGCCUGCUGGGGCGGCGGUGAAAGGGACGUGCAUUGAGUACAAGUGUACUGGUGACGUCUGGACAACAGGCCCGAAUGGCCGGCCCUUCCGUGAUCCCGCUGCCGACGUUGACUUUACCUCCGUAGAACUGGGUUUUCUGCGUGAUGACGGCUCUCCUGCAAACUGUAAUAGGGUGGCUGUUAAUAACAAUUUCGAAACGCUUGACACAAUCACCACGCUUACAGUUAAUACACUGUAUGGUGCCCCUCCUCCGGAUAACACUGACAUGAGUCGCUUCCGUUUUUAUGAUUCCCAAAAUGACCUUGGCCAAACGUUUGGAAUCUAUAAGGCCACCGGUCCAGGGGACACAAGUAAGCAAACUGCGUACCAACAGUGUCUGGCUGGGACAAGUUCUGGUCCUGGAUCAACCACUCUUGCCCCAGACAACAACUGGUUUGUUCACUUUGACUGUGCUUAGGGCAAAUGACAGAAAGUCAGACAAUAAUCCGAGCUGCAAAGCAUUGCUUCUAUAUAUCAUUAUCUUGUUUUCAAAUGCAAAGUUAUACUCACUAGAAGGCAUUAAAAGUCUGUAGCUUAGUUCUUCUUUUGGAUCCUGCUGCUCUACUAUUGCACAAUUUCAAUAACUGGAGUUAAUAGAAAUUAUACCUAUACUCAUUUAAAAGUUUAUUAUUUUGAAUAUCAAUAGUGCAUUUAUAGGCUAAAUCAAAUAGCUUUAUUGCCUUUCUAGGAUUCCUCCUUGCUUCAUUUAGCGAAAGGCAAAACUGCUUCUGCCUUUUCUGUAGAUCUAUAGAUUCAUGGAAAAAAUGUCCAAUUUGCUCUUAUUUCACAUGCCUAUGGUCUGC
Molecule: messenger RNA, 3241 nt
Organism: Branchiostoma floridae (Florida lancelet)
Lineage: Eukaryota; Metazoa; Chordata; Leptocardii; Amphioxiformes; Branchiostomatidae
Product: cartilage intermediate layer protein 2-like
Exons: 5
Coding region: 1-2856 (951 amino acids)
Source: RefSeq, a predicted model, not a curated record